This is a messenger RNA of Anguilla rostrata (American eel), 1585 nucleotides long. It is a transcript of the gene bcam, whose product is annotated as basal cell adhesion molecule (Lutheran blood group). Bases 206 to 1570 code for a protein of 454 amino acids. Gene Ontology annotation, cellular component: plasma membrane. Gene Ontology annotation, molecular function: laminin receptor activity. NCBI's taxonomy places the organism in Eukaryota, Metazoa, Chordata, Actinopteri, Anguilliformes, Anguillidae. The transcript has 10 exons. The record is from RefSeq and is a predicted model, not a curated record.
CAAAUAUAUCAAGCAAGACACUGCCACCAGCAUCAGAUUUCUCGCUGAGAGAGAGAAAGAGGGAGGGAACGCGCAAAGGAGAUAGAACCAGCGAAACGCAACGGAGUGGUGCACGGAUUUGAAAAAUCAGCGUCGCGGCCACAAAUAAAGUCCGUAAACAAAGAACCACAGCUACCAUCUAAGUUAGAACCGACAUAAGGAAAAGAUGUUGAAACUCAGUCCCACCUCGCUCUCCUGCACCUUAUUGGUGCUUUGGUGCAUACAAGGAUGCUGGGGCGCAGUGAAAGUGACUGUGACGCCCGUAGUCGAGGUGAUGAAGGGGGGCAGCGUCACCCUCCCCUGCUCCUUCUCCGUCUCGGAGCCCUCCAGCAACAGCAUCGUGGAGUGGUACAUCGACGAAGGCGAGGACUCCCGGAAGCGCGUGGCGUUCCGGCCGGCGUCGGGGCCGGGCGGCAAGGUGGACGUGGACACGCGCCUGACGGGCAGGGUGGCGAUGGGCGAGGACUUCUCCCUCGCCAUCUCCCAGGUGCACCCCGAGGACGAGCGCCGCCUCCACUGCCAGGUGACGGCGGGCGCGGCGGGCGUCGGCCAGGGCGCCACGGAGCUCAAGGUCUUCUUUGCUCCAGAGAAGCCCGAAGUGAAGCUUUCCAACGAGGUCAUUUCUGUCACCGACUCCUCCAGCUCCGAGGUGGGGCAGUGUGUCAGCCGAAACGGACACCCCUUACCUCACAUCAUCUGGUACAAGGACCUCAACGCCCUGCCUGAAGUUUCUGACUCCAGCAUGGAGAUGUACAUGGUGAACAGCAUGGUGAAGGAGGCGUCGGGUCUCCUGACGGUGUCCAGCACGCUCUACCUGAAGGCCAAGAAGGAGGACAAGGACUCGCAUUUCCACUGCAGGGUGGAGUACAACACGACGGGCGGCGUGGUGGCCACCAAGGACUCUGAGCCCUUCACCCUAACUCUGCACUAUCCCACCGAGCACGUAACCUUCUCUCUGGUGUCCCCCGAGCCAAUCAAAGAGGGCGACGACGUGGUGCUGAAGUGCGACUCGGACGCCUACCCGCAGCCCGACUUUGACUUCUCUUUCCUUACAGGGGAGACUCCUUUGCAAGGCGCCGCAGGGUUGCUGACCCUGAACUCCGUAACCCGGGGCAACUCGGGCAAGUACAAAUGCGAGGUCCUGGACUUUGACGCCGAGGAAGACGUGGUUCUCGAGAAACAGCUGGAGCUCUUCAUCCACUACCUGAACCCGGUGGUGAUCACUCCCGCUGGGCCGGUGUCCCAGCCCCUGGGCGGGAGCGUGGAGCUGCACUGCAAGACCAAGGCCUCGGACAAGCACACGCUGCACUGGAAGAAGGGCUCCACAGUGCUGUCUCAGAAUGGCGUGCUCUCCCUGAAGUCGGUCUCCUUCGCGGACGCUGGGGAGUACUCCUGCGUGGCCGCCGUGCCCUCCGUCCCGGGACUCCACGCUCAGGCCAACGUCACGCUCACGGUCACAGGUACCCCGCCCGCGAGCAUGCGCCGCCAUCACGGGCAGUUAUACCAUUACGAUUAUGAUUCGCCCUUUUAGAAAUGAGCAUAUUUA